Rodentolepis nana is the source of this 14118-nucleotide messenger RNA. Lineage: Eukaryota; Metazoa; Platyhelminthes; Cestoda; Cyclophyllidea; Hymenolepididae. The record is from the annotation of a GenBank genome assembly.
AUGCCGACUUUGCAUAAUGUUGAAGAAACAUUAGAGUCGAAAGCUCGUUCUGCAUUUGAGAAUUUUUUGUCUUCCAACUUGCCGAUUGACAUUCGUCUAAAAAAUGCAGAAGAUCUAGGUGAAAUACUUGAGCGAGAAAAUGAAGAGAUUGCCAUUGGCGUUAUUAAAUUAAUAAUUGAGUUUCACAAGGCGAAUCGACCUCAGUUUAUACCAGAUGUUAUCACAUUCCUCGUCUUUAUUCGUCAAGUUUAUCGAAAUCUCAAGGCACACAUCUGUAAUAUCUUCAAAACCGAAGAGGUCUAUGAAGUUAACAGUCUUGUGGACUUGAGAAAAAGCAAUCUUAACCUUGAGUCCUGUUCAGUCAUUACGGUUAAAACUAAAGAGAGCGGACCUAAUAAAAUUUAUCAUCUUAUCCCUAAAUCAUCCCUGUCUCUCAAAGUUAUGUCUGAGGUCCCAAUUUUGAUUGUCCUUUUCUAUCAGUUGUACAAGCCACAAAUUCUAGACUCUUUAGUGGAAAUUAUGCCUCUCAUUAUGGAUUUUAUUAAUAUGCGUCCUCUCUCCGAACCCACGCGCGCACAGUGUUGCAUGGAUAGUCGAUAUCUGGAUUUUAUGGCUGCUCAAGUCAAGACGCUUUCCUUUCUGGCUUAUAUCGUGAAAUAUCAUCAAGGGAACACACCAAACACCCCUGAGCCACUACAUCCCUGUAUCGAGUCUCAUUACCUGUCGAUCGUGAAGGGAAUAAUGAACCUUAUGAUUACUUGUCCAUCCACUGCGACAAAUUUGCGCAAGGAAUUCUUCAUUGCCACUCGUCACAUUCUAAACUUCCCGGAUAUCCGGCCCAAAUUUCUCCACGUUAUUGAUGAUAUGAUGGAUGACAGUGUUCUUGUUGGCGAAGGAUUCUAUUUUAGAGAAUCACUCAGGCCUCUAUCCUACAGUAUGCUGGGCGACUUACUGCACCAUAUCCGCAACGAUCUUUCCCUCACAAGAGUUUCACGAGCAGUGGAUCUUUUUGGCAAGAAUCUAUUUGAUGAAACCCUGCCGUUCUCCAUUCAAAUGAUGUGUCAAAGGGUCAUUCUCAACCUUGCUGAUUGUAUGCGCAUUCGUGUUAUGGAAAAGGAUCACUCGAAAACACUCCCGAAUUACCCGAGCGUUCGUCGGCUUUUCUUUCAGAUUCUCUACAUUUGUGUACAAAAAUGCCGCAUUUUCGCAGAGUGCUAUAUUCCGGAAUUGGAAGCCAAAUGUAUACGUGAGGAUGGAGACAUUUCUCUCGAGCCCAAAAACGAUGAAGACGAAUUCGACUUUGAAAACGGUUCUAAACGAUCCAACGCAAUAUAUUCCAUUGCCUAUACCUUUGUGACUCUUAAUGGUUUUACAUUCUUUUCAUUUCAGUCUCCUUUUAUCGAAACAUUCAGCCCGAAUCAAAUGAGUGUGAACGAGAUGAAGUCGACAAUUAAAGUUCUAGUUUCGGGAAUUCGAAGUGUUGUUGUUACCCUAACGCACUGUCCUCAUACUUCUGACCCUUCUUCCCGUUCCGAUGAAGAUGCUUCUGUCACCAAUUCACUUACUCCUAGUCAUCUCACUCCAGGUGAAGUCCAAAUCCUUUCUGACUACCUCGUAUGUGGUCUCAAGCUGCUGGACAUCUUUAGAAUUGUGUCAAAAGACGGUGUCCUCUAUCUUAGAGGCAUUAACUCAGGUGUGAAGUAUCCGGAGGAACGCAGUGUCUUGGAGAAUCUGGCUAACACCUUUGUGCCUCUUAGUGCGACUUCUUUUAAGGAGAUUUUUACUCCCAUGAUAGGCUUCAUUGUAGAUUGGUGUCGCAAGAGUCCACUCUUCUAUGCACAUUUCGCCUACCACAUUCUCUCACAAACCGUUCAAACUUCAACCUUCGGGCGUAUUCUUCUCUCAUAUCUCGUCGAGCGGCUCGAUAAGAUAGGCGACGGAAAUGAUGUAUCAUUCACUUAUAUGCGGCUCCUCAAAUUCUGCUUCAAUUCGGUCAAUCUACCCAAUUGUGAUAAUGAACAAGUCAUGAAGUUGCACCUACGGAAGAUAGUACAAGGAAGUAUGCAGUGUUGCUUAGAGGCUCGUGAACCGAUCUCAUAUCUAUCUCUCCUUCGUGCUCUCUUUCGAUCAAUUGGCGGAGGAGCACAUGACCGUCUAUACAAGGAGUUUUUCCCCCUUCUGCCUGAAAUGCUAACCACAUUAAAUAGACUUCUGCGCAGUGCCCAUCGUACGCAUGCUAGAGACCUUCUAGGUGAACUUUGUGUAAUUGUGCCUGUUCGCUUGUCAACACUUCUACCCUAUCUCUCCUUAUUAAUGGAGCCUCUCACUUAUGUCAUCAACUGCAAUACUGUCAAUCAGGGUCUUCGAACCCUUGAGCUCUGUGUGGACAAUAUGCAACCUGACUUCCUCUACCAACAUCUCUACCAAGUUCGCGGUGAUAUGCUUCUGGGACUCUACACUUCCCUUCACUCACAGAGCGAAUAUGUUCAGAAGAUGGCAUUCAAGGUUCUGGGGAAAUUAGGUCGUUUCAAUCGAGCAGAUAUUUCGGAUGUCCAGCGCCUUAAUUUGAGUGUUAAUUGUGGAGAGAGUGGGCCUCUUCUUCGGUUCUGGUUGCACGAGUUCCCUUAUCACCCUGUCGAUCUACCUAUUCGUAGCCUCGUUGACUUUUCGGUUGAAAUUCUCCAAGAGCCCACUGUUGAUCACUUGAGCAGAAUUCGGGCUUGGCAGUUCUUGCGCGGCGUCUGCAUUUCUUCACUUAAUGUUCAUACCCCCUCCAGAAAUCAAAGUGGAUAUCUUGCCUAUGAAUUCAUGAAUCAUUUAAGCCCCUAUCCAUUGGGUAUACUCCGCGAAGUUAUUAUGAAAUUAGAUUCCCACUUGCCAUUCCAUGAUGAUAAGCCAAGUAUCUACCACCUUGUGGCGGUUCGAGUUAUCGGUGGUAUUUUCCUCUCAACCUCGGUCAAUCCUGAAAUCCCCGAUUCUGGUGCCUUCAUGACGUUCCUUGUUCGUCAUUUGACCCUUCUGGGUCUAUUGGAAGAAAGAAAAGCUACCCAACCGGUGAUUUCAGCUUCUCCAAACUCAUCGACUUCUGAUGUUAGAAUACCUCUUGACUCGCGAGUUUUGAUUGAAGCUGUCUGCUUUAUAAUGGGUUACGAGGAUAAAGACCUGGUUCGAACCGGUUGCAUUAUAAUGGAUGAGAUUUUCAGUACAGCAACAACGGCUAUUGAAGCUGUGCUAAGUCAAGAUGGCUCCAUUCAAGCAUCUGUUAGUGAUAUUCUUCCGCGUCUUCCGAUGAUGCAAUACUUUGCAAAAGCUAUUACUGACAUGCUGUAUCAUCCGGCUUGGUAUGUGAAAUGGGGAGCCUGUUGCACUCUUCUUCACCUCAGAGGUCGAAUAUCUGUGAGCUGGUUUAGAGAGCAUUUGGUAACUUUUUUGCGUGGUUUACUGCAUUGUCUCCAUGAUCUAACCAAUCAGAUGGGGCAAGGAGCUCUUUCUUUAGCUCAAAAUUGCUUAAAGUCUUUGAUCGAGUUUGUUUUAUCAAAUGAGACUUCCCGAUACACUCAGGAGUCAUCUCAACAGUCUGGAGUAAUUGAAGAGGAGCCUUCAUCCUUCCAACAUAGCGGUAAACGAUCGGCCGCUACUCGUCGUAAAUCAGUUGCCCCCGCAAAUAAACGUGGAGGUACCUCAAAAAGAAAAUCAGCUAUACGAGACAAAGAGGCCGAUUCCCCUAUCUAUGAUUAUAUGGAAGAUAAGGACAUUCCUGAAAUUACCCCAAUACUCCCUGGAUCUCUACCUUUAGAUAUCAUUUCACAGACACCACUAAUUAAUGCCGUUUUGAAUGAGUUGGUAGAGUCCCUACUGAGUGAAACAAAGAUUGUGCGAAGUCAAGUUCGAAAUCUACUUUCUGUGAUAGCCGAAUGCCUCUCAAUACCUUUGGGUACUCUUUUAAAGCCUCAUAUCCAUCGAAUUGAUGGUUGGUUGCCUCCUAAGAAUCGCAAUCAUAGACUCUCUUGUCUGCCAAUAUCAACACAAAUCGCGGUUCUUGAGACAAACUACUUCUUGUGUCAAGAAAUUCCGCAUGGUGCUGGUCUCUUGCACUACUCCCCUUCUAACCGUCGAUGUGACAAUCGUUUUCUUGCUGAUAUUCGAGCUAUUAUGGAGGCACCCCUGCCUAGCUCAGCAGAUAUUCCCUCGAAAAGCACAUCAGUUAAGGGCCUCACACCUCCCCAAAAUAUUUGUUCUUCUCUUCAACUUCAAAUGGUUGUAAAUUUGAAAAUAGUUGCUGCUCAGGUCCUCUCUACAAUGCACUACCUUGAUGCUCAAAAGGCAACUAUUCUUGGGGCACUGUUUAAGGGUAUCUGCUCAGAAGACGCAACCAUCCACAAGUCUGUGUUUGAGAGUACUAAGGUGUUUGUAGAGCACUCUACCAUAGACAUGGAGUUACGAAACACCCUUGUGCGACCUAUUUUGCCCAAUUUCCGUCAAACUAGUAAUAUUCGUUUGGCCUCUAUUCGUCAAUUGGCCUACUGUGCUGAGCUCUUUCCGAGCACUUUUAGUGAACGCUUCUGUGAAACUAUUGACAGCAUCCUGGUGAAUUUUGUGAGCAAAAGCGGCCUAGACACUCCUCCGCAAAACCUGGAGAUGUUGUCAGCGCUCAUGGAACUCUUUCCGCUUAUCCCACUGGCUAAGGACAAGUAUGUUCAUUCUCUCCUCAGUAUGGUGAUCAAAGUUGAAAAGCAACUCUCCAUUGAAAAGACUAGCCCCUUGCGUCUACCACUUGUCAGAUUCCUUGUGCGCUAUCCGAAAAAGGCUUUCGAAGUUGUCUUGAAUGGAUUUUCUAGGCCUGAUGAUACCCAUGCACAAAGGAUAAUUUUGCAUUUAGUGACACUUCCGGAGGGCAAGCCACUAUUGGACUAUCUCAUUGAGAACAACUCAAUUUUAAUUGACUUUAUUCGUCCUCAGGAUACUGAACCCCCAAUGGUAUACGAAACCACGGCUUUUUUCCUACCCAAAUUCAAUGGACCUCUUACGAAAGCAUCAACUUUUCACCUUGGGUUGCGUCUCGUUCACAUUCUUUUUAACCAUUGCCGUGAAUGGUUCCUUUCAAUCAUCCCUUCUGGCGAUCAGAGUAUCCUUUCUUGCUCUGCUGAUGACUAUCCACUUCUGCGGGUGCUACUCGAUAUCUGGAACUCAGCUUUUUUCUGGCGUCGCCACUCCUAUUUCACUGUGGUUAAGUUACAAGAACUUCAGCCCAAUGUUGCGCUUAGUCUUCUCUUGGAAGACACUGGAGAUGAAGGAAAGAGAAUUAUUCCUUCCACUUCGUCUGCUUCUAUGACUUCAGCUUCGCAAAGUGAGACACUGGAGAAUUUAGCAAUGUCCAGAGUGCAAAUUUAUGAAGGCAUCACUAAUUUAAGCCACGUUGUUGAACCCUCUGCGCUCCUUGAGAUUCUGAUGACUUGUGCGGAAACUCGACGGAAUGAUUUUGACCUUCUAUUUAGCAUAGUUGCUGGGAUGUCGCGUCAUCAUUGUGUGGGACAGAAUCCCCUUUCAAGAUUUAUUCAACGUCUUGCUAAAGAGGCCUCGGUGUCUUGGUGUCGAGAGAUCUUCUUAUACUUUGUCGCUCUCAUGAAGAAACGCAUAGAAGCUUCAGAUAUUAGUGCUGCUAAAACUCCCAGUAGGAAGAAGCAUCAGACACCAAAUGAUUUAACAUCGAAUCGUCAAGGUAUCUCAACUUCAGUGUCACAAUAUCUCGAAACAUCUGAAGCACAUGCUAAGCUUUUGGCCAAUUUCAUCACACCUUGCCUGUUUCAAGCCCUUCAAACAGAUCCAGCUGGACUUAUUGCACUCGGCAGCCCCCCUAAACCUGAUGAACCUAAUUCUGAGGAUCUUGUACAUAUUCUCGUCGAUUUGAUGUCUAAGGACCAGGAUGCUAAAAAGUCUACAGGUCUGAGAAUAAUGUAUUAUCAAAUCGCCUCCCUUUUCGUGUACUAUGCUCCUGCGUAUGUGCAGGAUGCUUCAUCAAAUGUGAAAAGCUAUCGUUUUAAGGAGAUCACUGACCAAGUGCAGCAUUGUAUUACCAGUAGUAUGGGUGUAGUUGAUCUUCAAGAGAAGUAUAUGGGCCUGCAGGUUAUUGCCAACACAAUCUUUCACUUCUACCCUCUAAUGGGCCAUCUGUCAGGCGACGUGUUCCAGGCACUCACGAAAGGUCCUCAAACUGAAGUGAGAAAGAUGGUCAACCCCGCAAUUGAUGUUCUACUUCCUGUUUGGGUUACUGGACCAAAUGAGCAGCGGGAACUGGCGUCGAUUUUGAAGAAAGCUAUGCAGGAUGAUCAAAGUGUCCAAUCUGUUUCUCACUUUCUUGGCAUAGUUUUGAGACACCCCAAUCUGUUCUAUCCCGUCAGGCAUACUCUUAUCAACGCUCUCAUAAUUACCAUCAAUCGUCUUACAACCCAAACGCUCCCAAUUGACCAAAGACGGAUGAUUUUGUCCAUAAUUGAAGUCGUCGUGAAAUGGGACAUGCGAUGCCUUUCGGAACAGAAGGAGUAUCUUGAACAACAAAUGAGCCAAGAUCCUUCUGAUUCAUCUCUUUCUGAGCGGGAGUUCGCUCUCAUGGAAAAGCCCAUUCGUGAUCAAAUGUGCACUUUCUUGGUUCGUUACGCUUGCCAGUGCAUGGAACCCACUCCAAACGGACCUACUACAGAGUCCUCAGCGAAGAAAUCCCUCUCUUUGAUUGAAACCGUAAUGGCAAGCGAUGUUUGGGGUGGCCCUACUUGUGAUUUGCGCUUGGGUUUCAUCGAUAGAAAUCUCUCCUACGACGAGUCUCCUGUUCAAGUCAACCCACAACAACAGCAGCCAGUUCAAGUUGUCCUGCCUCCUAUUAUUUUUAUGACUAUCGAGGUUCUCCGUACUGUCUACUCCACUCUUGAUAGCCCGACUCUAUUUGCAAACAUUAAACACUUUAGUAGGGCUCUCCUCAAUCUCCUCUCGCGCUAUCCACUUAAUUUCCGUUUGGUUCGAGUAUCGGCUGGUCUUAUCAAGGCUCUAUUGACUAAAUAUCCACCUGAACCUGCUCAUAGACAAAAAAUAACUAACUACCCAGAGCUCAUCGAUCUAUAUGAACAUGUCAUUAAAUUCAUUCAUGAGGCAAUCACUGCUUAUACGGACAGUACCACUCGAACGCCCGGUCUAAUUCCUCGUCUACAGUCGGCUUUCUGUCUCCUCACCACCACACAGCAGGUGCAGAUAAAUCCUUAUGCCUUUGUUGAUCGUUGUCUUUCUCCGUUGGUGAAGCUCUUCCAUCGAUUAGUAAUCGAUGUCGUCGGACAAACUUCUGGCAAUUCAGCUCAGGAUUCGACUAUUUUGAGUCACUUAACCGAGAUUGUGAUUCAAACAUUGGACGUACUCAAAUCACGUCUGAAUGUCCUCAACGCUGAUGUGCGAAAAAAUUCCUUCGGACCGGACUUCAUGAUGAUUCUGGAGAGAUCGCGUGAUGCUAAACUUUUCAGAGCUGCGGUUCGAAUCCUAAGGGAUUGGGUGAAUCUGCCUAAAGCAGAGGAACACUUUGCUCCCUCUGUACGCGAGAAAGUGGCCUUCUUCAUUCGUCUCUGGAAUGCUUAUCCUCGUUGGUCCGAGCAUACUGAUGUGGCUCGUGAGAUACUUGAUUGCAUCUAUCAGGUGUAUAUCAACGUGAACAACAAAUCCUUCGAAUUGUUUACAAAGAUGACGCAGGCUUUCUGUUGUGCAAUGCUUAGCCCACUUCCAGAUAUUCGUGAGAAGUUUUUAAAUCGCUUCCUUUUCGGGUCAGAUAUUACGUCGGUGGAUUUCUAUACUGAUAAUUGUGAGAUGACGGAUUCGAAACCUCCCCAUACACCAACGGCAGCUAAAAGUGAACUCUUUGUUCGACUUCUCUUCCUAUUGGAAUCGUGUCCGUGGGAUAAUCAAUAUUAUAAAGAUGGGUUCUGGUUGCCCAUAUUCUUUGAUGUUCUUCUUUGCGAUGUUGACUUCAACAGGCCUUCUGUGAUUGCUCAAACAGAGGCUCGAUUCUCCUCAUUUCCAUCUGAAAAUGUGCCUAAGUCUUCUGUUGCACCCAUGCCCCUCAAAAUCUCCGAUCUUUUUGAUACCACCGAUUUGAAACCAGAAGAAUUGGCUGAACCAUCACAUGAGGAUGUUAUAAUAUCUCAUAGGUCCCAGAAAACCUUUGAACUAUUGAUGAAUCAGCAAGCAGACGCUUUCAACGAUAUCAAAAAGUCAUCACUUAAAGAAACUCUUCGCGGUUUCCUCAACCUCGUUCACUUACGACCUGCCAUCGCUAAUCAGCUGUUUGGCCAACUGUGGCAUUGUCUUUGGCAUCGAUUCCUUGUUCGUGAAUCGUGCAACCGUUUGCCUUAUUCCAAUGUCACAGAACAUCCUGAUGUUGCGGCCAAUCCUACUGACACGGCACUGGUACCAUUACUAAAUACUACUAUCAAUGGAAACCCCGAUGCAAGAAAUUCCAUUGAAAGACGGAUAGAUCUCGUGAAAUUCAUUAAUCAGUUCAUCACAUCAGAUGCCCAUGUCAGUAUAAAUGGAGGAGUUCCUAGUUCAUUGGGCUUUGCUGUUGCAAGUUUUGGAACUACUACAGAUUAUCUACUUUCUGCUCUACCUAAUGGUGUUUUGAUGUACAUCGCAAACGACUUUAACCAAUGGUACAAUAUGGUUCUCUUGCUUGAAUCCCUUUGUGCCCGUGCGCAACGUGCUUUAGCGAACGGUAACUACAAUUCGCAGGUGGAUUUUGAUCUUAAUAUGACACCUACCACAAAAGCUGAUGGAAGUGUAGGAGACAUUCCUCUGGGAACUACUUCUCUUUCUCUGCUUACUCUCUAUGAUCGAAUUGGGGAGGAAGAUUAUCCGGUGGCUGCUUGGUGGCAUCGUCUCACCUCGACCUCCACUGGCAUUCAGAGAAUCAGAAAUCUUGCUCGCAGUCAACUUCUUAGAUUCCCUUUUGAGCGACAUUCUGAUAUGCUGAAUGCAGUGAUAGCUUUAUCCCAAGGCCAGUAUGUACGAGGGCUCGACGCCAUUUCCAACAUUUUAUCCGGUCGAAACUCCUCUGGUGAAUCUGCUCCAUCCUCCCCGCAAUCAUCCUCUUUUACAGAGUCCUCUGUUAGUUUCAUACAGUCGGGUGAUUCUUUGAAUAAGAGUCGAAUGUAUGACUACAGUUUGCGGGCUAUGAAGAAAUUGGGCGACUGGGAGUCUAUGGAGUCAUUGGCAUCAGCGAUCACGGGUUCAGAUGGGGCCGAACUCCUUGGUGGAUCACCACUUCUCACCACACUUCGAUGUGAAAUGGCCUGGCGCAAUCGUGACUGGUCUGACCUAAUAGCGACGUUGCCCAUUGUAGCCAAUGAAGUUCCUUUGCACGAACAGUGGCGUCUGGCCCUUAUUUCUGCUUCAAGCGCAGUUCUAGGUCGUCGAACAGCUGGAUUAACUGAAGAUCAAGGAUUAGAUAGUAGUGGUAAUGGUGCUGGAGGCGGAGCUUCUGGAGGUACAACUCCUGGCAGUUCUACAGUUGGUGUUGGUGGUGGAGCAAAUAGUGUCUCCAGUUCUGCAGCUAGUGCUGCUGGAGCUAGUUCAUUCCCCACUAACCUCCUGCAAAGUAUUGAGUCUGAGAAUGCCAGCAUUAUGAACAUCAUUAUUCGCGAAUGGAAGCGAUUGCCACUCAUUGUCACGAAUCAACAUGUUCGACUUCUCCAGGCUUGUCAACAAGCCUCUGAGAUUCACGAUGGCAAUUUCCUUCUCGUUCAACAUUCAGUUCCUUCUCUGAAUUCCGGAGCAACAUCCUCAGCAUCUGGUGCAUCUCCAAGUCGAAUUCCUAUGUCUCAGUCAAUGUAUGACUCUAAGAGCAUCUUCCGCUCUUGGCAAUCUCGCGGUCCCCUCAUUAGCGAUGACCUUUCAUUCUGGAACGACCUGCUAAUUUGGCGGCAGAUUGUUGUUGAAAGCCUAAUUAAUUCUGGUGCCUACUCACACAAGUAUACUCACGAAAGAAACACUUUGAUAGCUAGCUGUCAUCGAGAAAGAGCUAUGGCAAUGCUCCAAAUAGCCAAGGGCUUUCGUAAAAUGGGACAUCUAGGAUGCGCACAAAAUAUCCUCUCUGAUUAUAGGACCACGGGUUUGGUUCCCCUGUUCGAGAAGACUAGACAGGAGAUUAAGAUCAAAUUGGCAGACACUUCGAAGGAGUCGCGUUUGGAGGGGUGCGACCUGUUGGAAAAGACAAAUAUCCAGCAAUAUGAUAAGCGCGAGAAAGCCCUCUUCUUUGCAUACAAGGCUCUCUUCUUGUCUGGGUUCUUUAAGGGUGACGAUGCCACUAGAAACUUUGGCUAUGCCAUUCAAAUGAAUGAUAAUAUACAUCAGGUGUGGUCAAUGUUUGGAGAUUUUCUCGAGUCUGUCUACACAUCUGCUCGAACUAGUAAAAAGAAUGAAUCAAAUACUGGGACCACUGGUAUCUUUGCGAUGCAAGCCUUGAUGGAAGCAGCCACUGUAGCAGGCACCGUCCAGCGAAAAUCGCACGCCGAUUUGGCCAAGUGCAUUUGGUUGCUGACUCUCGACGACGCUGGAGACUCUUCAAGUAGUUCCAGCACAACAACCUCCCAUUCACCAACCAGUUCAGUCAGUCACUCCACAGCCUCUGGCACAUCAACAGGUUCCCAGACCCAACGCUUCGCUCGAACAUUCGAGGAGCGUGCUUCCCGUGUUCAUCCUGAUGCCUUCCUACCCUGGCUCCCGAGUCUUGCUGUCUGUCUCCUACGUCCUGAGGGUCGUUUUAUCUCUAGUGCCCUUCGUGGAAUUGCCCUUGCCUAUCCAACUGCCCUUUCCUCUAUUCUGCGGGGUCUUCAACAUCAGCUAGCAACGGAGAUGGACAGGGAUCGGCGUAUUGCUGCUGCUCUUACUGAUCUUUCACCUAACCAACGCCGGCGUUUGGAUGAAGCUUACUCGCAUUGUGUUGACCUCGCUCGCGAAGAUGCGCGCAGACGAGUUACUGGAUCAACGUCUUCUGGGACCUCGUCGAGUGGUGAUCAUUCUCAACAAUCUCAAUCUCAUCAGAAUCUUGGUGGAGGAAAGCGUAUUAAGAAACGUGUUGUGGUGGUAAUGCGUGGAGCGGAAGGUGAAAAACUCGGCGAUGGAACAGGAGUUCCAAUUUCGCAAUCUACGGAAAGUGGAAUGAAAGACCCUUCAAGUUCUGUAGUUGAAGGCCAAGAAAUGGAUGUAGAUGAAGAUGAUGGUGAUUCUGCUCAAGCUACGGUUGCAGAUGACUGCCCUACAACAGAAUUUGAUGAUGUCGGUGGUGUGCGUACAGGUUAUCUUUCUUCCUCUGUUGGCGACGGGUUACAUAGGGUGAAUCUUCUCUUUGCUCAACUCCGUCAAAGGCAUCCUGCACGUCUCUACGUUGCCGAUAAGUUUGUGGAAUUCACUGCUGGUCGACUACUGCCUAGUUGGUCAGAGAAUUUACUGUAUCAUCUACGCAAAGCGCUUGAUAAUCUUCAUCAAUUUGCUUGGGCACGUGUGUCAAGGACUGUUCGAAGACCUGCGACCUCUCUCGGCCCAUUCCAGGCUUCUAUUCAGAAUAUCACUUGCCCUCUACCCUCCUGGAUGGCUAAGGAGUUACAAGAUAUCGUUACAUAUUGUGGACUACCCCCACCUAUAGUCGCUACAGGUGAAGAUAUGCUAACAGAAGACGCUGAAAAUCGUUCUGGUUCAGCUCUUGUAUAUGUAGAUAACAUCCAACUCGCUUACACUUUGUUAGCUAAUGAGGCUGAAGCUGAUCCCUGGUUUAAACCGAUUAAAGAAGCUCUCUCCUCGUCGCUAAGCAACAUCGGAUCACUAAACAUCCUAGCUGCUAUUUCGCUGCUCUCUAAGGAGUUAAUACCUAUGGUAGAACGUAGAGUAGACAGUCUUCCCCACGUCUCCUAUCUCUCAGACCGCGGUGCUGGUAAUUUGAUUGAACUCAUCUCCUCUCUUAAUGUUCAAUCAAUCCUAAGUCCCUAUCCAAGGAGUUUCCAGAAUUCGACAACCUCUCCUUCCACGUCCGUUGUCUCAGCAGCUACACUACUUGAACUCCCAGGUGAAGCCACUCAACUGAAAUUUAUCCCCGCUCUUCAUCAAUCCGCUUACAAUCAACAAAUACAACAAAAGGAUGGCGCUCAUCACCCUCAGUCUGGUAUUUCUCCUAACCCAAUCAUAGCUGCUAAUAAUGCAGUCGCGAACGAGAGUAAUCAACCUGGACUCCUCUACUUGACAGACAUCCUUCCAACUGUGAUUCGAGUCCCCUCAGGGGGCGGUAGACGUAUAGCAUUGAGAGUGAAUAAUGGAAGAGUGUUUCACUAUGAUAUCCCCUGUUUGCCAAGGGAAAUACCUGCGGGGAGGGGAGUUUCUGUAAUGACAGCUGACCCUACUGAGGCCUGUAGUUUGUCUCCAACACUGGCUGCUUAUGAGGCUUGGCGGGAAACUUGGUGUCCACCCCAUCUUUUCCAAUUCAUCAAUUUCGUUGCCGCGAGGUCACAUGAGACUGCGAAGAGGAGAAUAAAUCUUGUCACUCCUCGGACUAUGGAUCUCGGUUCAUUCGGAAUGCGUCUCACUCAAGCAGGAAGCUCAAUUCCAGCAACCGCCCUAGUAGCCGCCAAUACUGUUGCCUUUGGCAAUCCCACAGUAACAGGUUUUGGUACCCUUAUGGCUCAACAGUUGCAUCCACAAGCUUCAACCAAUGUCAGUUCUCAAUCAACCCCGUUGACCUCCAGUCUCCUGGCUCCACCACCAGCAUCUGAAACGGUUCCAGCUGACUUCCCUCGUUUAAACGCUUUUGCUAAUCUACGAGGAAGUGAGAAGCGCCAUCAAUCCACUCAACAGGCCCCCCUACAACAAACCACCUCGAGCUUGAAUGGAAAUUCAACAGGCUAUGCAGGAAGUCGUGGAAAUGCUUUGGAAGUUUCAGGCAACCCGACAAGUAUUGACACUGGCUGCUACGCAGCCUGCAUGAGCUUAGCGUCAAUUAUCGAUUCCGAAAUUGACAAGUCUUCCGGGUCAUUCACAUCUCGAGAGCUCAUUACCGCCUUUUUCGAACGUCUCAGUGCUCUCACUCAAGUUGCUGAUCCAAAGUCCGUCAACUUAAAGGCCGCUCUAAUGAAGAUCUUUGAAGAACUUCUUCAGUUGGUUCCCCAAGGAGCUAAACUCGAUUCGCCGGCUGCCCCUUCAAUUCCAGUUAUUAGUGAUGAGUAUUCUGGCCCUGGUAGUGUGGUCCGUGUUUGGGCCUACCGCCGAAUGGCUGAUGCGGAGAGUUAUUGGCUCUUCCGAAAUGGGGUUUCAAUAUCCUGUGGUGCCGUAGCUGCUAUGGAAAUCCUCUUCUCUAUGACUCCACUCAAAGCAUCGGGUCUUAUUCUAGAUCCCCGAGUUGGGCGGGUAGAAACUCGAGGUUUUCUAUUUGACCUUUCUGCUACUCCCAAUAAUGCUCUAAACAUUCCACAACUGCAACAGAGGGAAUCGCCCUCCGCAGAUCUUAUUUCAAAAUCAUCCAUUCAGUUGGCAAACUUCUUCAGCUCUUACUUUGCUCCCUUACGAUCCCAAACACCAUUAUCUGUUGCUCCCAUUACCGGUAGAUCAACAGCCACCACCCAACCAAUUUCAAUCCCAUCUCGUCCAACUAGCCUGCGUUUAACACCCCAAAUGUCUGGUUUUAUCUGUCUGCCUGGUGUUCCUGCUACUAUUGGUCCCUUCUCCGCGGCCAUGACAAUGCUAAAUCAAGCUAUUGGACAGAAAAUUCAGAAGGUUGCGGCCUGUUUACGAACUCUUCUUCGAGACGAUUUCAUUCUCUGGCAUAGAGGAAGACAAGCGGCUGUUCACGCGAGUUUGCUUGCUGAUCUCCUCGCUAUUGAAAAUGAUGAGGAAGCUCUUAUGGCCUCAACUACCGGAUCUCCUAUCUAUGUUCCCGAUUUGUCAAAUGUUGCCCUCAUGCAUUUAAUUACCCUCUCUCUAGAAGCAUUCAGGCAUAGAAAUAAAGUACUUUCUACGGGUGACAAGGUUGUGAAUGACAUCAUCAACGCCUCGUGUUCGUAUGAAAAUCUUGCUUGUAUGGACCCCACUUGGCUUCCUUGGUAUUGA